AUGCAGUCGCGGCGCACACGAACAAACCCCGAGCUCCUAUGCAAGCGGCGAGUGGACGCAAGAGACAGCCACGCCAGCCGAGCUACGAUUGCCAUGACCACAGGCCCCAGGACGCUGUGGAAUUUUACCCUCAGAAGUGCUUGCUUGACCUUCAACAGGGGGCCGUGUGGGAUCAUUGCCUUAAUUUUGGGCUGCACCGAGCAGAACAAGGGAGCAACCACCGUUAGUGCAGUCCGCCUGGUAUGCCAGCAACUAGAUGAAGAUCUCUACAACAAUUGCGCCCCAUUCGGAGUCAGUGGUUCUUAUGGGCCACCUUUUAAGAUCAUCCGCGUUCCUUAUGGCAGCAUAGUGGUUGGAAAAGGGACAGCAUACCGUCUCCGGGAGGAAGUCUCGUGCGAAGUGGAUAUAUAUCGCAUCCUUCAAAAGGCUUAG
Molecule: messenger RNA, 432 nt
Organism: Blastomyces dermatitidis ER-3
Lineage: Eukaryota; Fungi; Ascomycota; Eurotiomycetes; Onygenales; Ajellomycetaceae
Exons: 1
Coding region: 1-432 (143 amino acids)
Source: RefSeq, a predicted model, not a curated record